AUGUCGCACAUCUACCCCGACGUGCGUCUCGAUGCGCUGCGCACGCUCGACGUGCUGCUCGCCGCGGCGCCGCGUGCGGUGGCGCACGGAUGGGACGCGCACGACACGGGCGCGGCGCGCGUCAUGGCCGGCUAUCGCGACUUGCUCGGCCUGGCGCAAAGCGCAAACAGCACCGUGGCGAGCGAUCUCUCUGCCGCGGCAAAAGUCAGACUGCUCUCGUCGCUGCGCAGCUUCGUCGAGGCUGCCGCGUCGAGUGCGCGCAGCGACGAGGCGCCGAAAGAAGACGAGGCAGCGCUGCGAUGUCCCACUUGGUUCUUCCGUCCCGCCUUCAACUCUGCAAGCGUCUACGAUGCCUUUGCCUCGGCGUUCACGCGCGCUUCAACACCCACCCUGCAGCUGGGUCAAGUGCCUGCCUUGCUUGAUGCCACACUCGCCAAGCCGGCAGGCGAGGGAGCAUGGAGCAACUCGGACAUGCAGAGCAGCUUGAGUGCGCUGCAGAGCAGUCUCGCGCCUGCUGCCUCGGCCUCUUCCUCGAGCUCGCGCGCCUCGUCGAAGCAGACGUAUGCAUCGCUCUUCUCCUCUCUCGCUCCUCUGCUCCUUUCCAGCUUCCUCGACUCGGCGCCCGAGGCAUUCAGUCCCUCUCGCGACAUUGCAGCCUCUUCCUCGGGGCGCACCGCCGCCAUUCCUCCCCUGCCGCUCGCGGCCGAGCUCUGCUGCGUCAUCGUCGAGCUCACGCUGGUGCUCUGGCGCGCCAUGGGGCGAUGCUCGCAGUCGGGCACUGGCUCUGGCGUCGAAGAGGAGCAAGCAUGGCGGCACCUCGACUCGCUCCUGAGCAAAAUCGACGGCUACUUUCCUUUCUCUGCCUUUUCCUCCUCCUCCUCUUCUGCCACCAACGCCGGCACCUCUGCGCCUCAUCCGGCACUCGCGGCCUCCGACCGUCGGUACGCCGAACUCUCAGCUCUGCACGCUCUGCACGCACCUCGCGCCGCGGGCCGGAGCAGCAAGUCUCUGCGUGGGCAGCAGGCGCGCUUGGAGCAGGUGCAGAGGCACAUGCGCGCCUUGCUCGUCGAUGCCUCGAGCGCCAGGUUCGACUGGAGUGCGCCCCUCGACUCGACGAGCGCUCCUCCGCCCCCUCCGGCCGCGACGGGCAGCGCCGUCGCCUUGGAGGCCGCGGCGCUCGUGGAUCUCAUGCCGAGCCUCUGGCUGCUCCUCUCGCAGCCACGUGCCGAGUGCGGCGAGGCAGAGGCAGAGCAGAGUCCGCAAGCAGUGUACGCCGACCUCCUCGAGCUCUGGCGCACCUCUCGCGGUGAGACGAAGCGCCUAACGACGCACUUGCUCGCGUUUCUCAGCUUCGCACACACAUUCCCAAGCUACACCUCUGUCUUCGUGCCUCGGCCCACGGCCCUGCGGCGCUGGAUCGGCAUGCUGCCGCGCCAUCUGUGGGAGCUGGGCUCCAAGUCGCCCGAUGCGUCGUUCGUCGUGCUUGAAGUGCUGCGCCUGUACGCCGUGCGCUGCUCCAGCGAUGAGCUCGCUUCGCCGUUGGAGGAGGGCCUGAGGCGCGCUGCUUCGGCCGUCGGUGCCGUUGCAGCGCAGUAG
Messenger RNA from Tilletiopsis washingtonensis, 1596 nucleotides. RefSeq lists its product as hypothetical. The record is from RefSeq and is a predicted model, not a curated record. Bases 1 to 1596 code for a protein of 531 amino acids. Lineage: Eukaryota; Fungi; Basidiomycota; Exobasidiomycetes; Entylomatales. The transcript has 3 exons.